GUUCGACCACGAACUGCGGGUAGUACAAGACUUCGGUAUCGAACACCAUGGUAGCGCCAGACCCUCCACUCUUUCUCCGCUUAGCGGAACCAUACAAGACACUCUCUUGCAUGGCGGUCGUGCACAGACCAACCAAGUGAGCAAGGAUCCUCGUGGGCCCGUUUAAUGGCAUCAGCAUUUUGCUGCGAGAUGACAUGCGACCGGCGGUAUUACGACUCAGCGAGCACAGAACUAUUGGGUGGGUUCGGGCUCCAAGCACCAGAGAAGAGCACAUCUCACACUCAGACACAAUUCGCGCUCGUCAUCCCGCGGCUCAAGCCACGUUUCUGGAGGCUGAGAUCCUUGGGUCGACUGCAACCCCACUUGCCAGUUAUAUGACAGGCGCAAUAUCCCUGCACUUGGCCCCUCAACACCAUACCCCACCCUGGCCUACAACACCAUACCAGCAACAUCUCACGAUGCGCAUGCCAUGUCUUGGGUCAUUCAAAGUCACCAGAUUUGCACCAUGUACUCCGCGGAUUCUUCGGCCUAUCGGCUGUCUUCUCUGUCUGCACACACACAGCCGCUGCAACCCAUACAAAUUGCAGCAAACGCCCCUACCCAUUUACCAACAUCCCAGAAGCCUUAUCACAGUCGUUACACCAUGCCGUAUGCUUCGGCUUUGUUCGCUGUUCACCGCCAUAAUUAACCGAGCAAGCGAGCCACGCAGCUGGUCCUAUCUCGAAUCGUAUCUGAGGCGACAUCGCUUGAUCCCGCGCAGCCUCAACGCUUACAAUGACAGGGGUGCGCGACUACCGAAACAUUGUGCACAGCGAUGUUUCCGGCCUGUUAUGUCUACACUGGCAGCAGCGCACAACUUGCAUUCGGGGUUCAACCAGUUGCUGUGCUUUCGCAGUUACUUCUCGACAGUGAGAAGAUCGUCGCCGAAAUGGCGCCAUUAGCGGUGAGGCCUCAAAAGCCAUUCGACUAUUUCGUCACAUCUUGGUUCGCAAUACCAAGCCGGCACGUCUCCGUGCCCCGGGUGCCGCUGCAACCGUACUUGUCGGAUGACAUUGUUACAAUAUUUUUCUGUCGUUCGUUACCACCACUGGCGACAAGUAGCUAAAAAUGACAUCAUCGCGCAUGUGUCAUCCGAAGAGGCUCCACUAACGCUACCCAAUUGACCCCACUGGGCACUCAUAGUGCUAGGAUAAGCUUUUGUGGAUUCCCGCGACUCCGAUGAAGAUAUUAUCAGAUCCGGAGUGUGACCUUUCCAGGGCUGCAUAUUGUCACAUGGGCUGAAUGGCUUCCUCCUGGGCUGUUCCCUUCUUAGACCCUGAACCGAGUUCCAUUAACCAGAUACUCUCCACACAUAGCCUAGGCCAAAAUAUACUUGGCAAAGGCCACUUCCAAGCAUCAACAAGGCACGUAUUCACAU
Messenger RNA from Alternaria alternata, 1417 nucleotides. RefSeq lists its product as hypothetical. The transcript has a single exon. The record is from RefSeq and is a predicted model, not a curated record. NCBI's taxonomy places the organism in Eukaryota, Fungi, Ascomycota, Dothideomycetes, Pleosporales, Pleosporaceae. The coding region runs from base 195 to 941 and encodes 248 amino acids.